AUGGGUGGGUCGGCGACCCGGUGCAGUGUCGCCGCAUUAGGGUAUUUUACGCCCAGCUGCCUCCCCGGGAUCGGGACGUUGCAGGAUGGCGGGGUCGCAGCCAACUGUCCAUUGCGGGCCGCCCUGCGGGAGAGCCAGAUUAUCUGGCCGACCCGCACGCAGCCGGACCUGGUGGUCAGCAUCGGCACGGGUUACAGCACCGAGGAGCCGGCGUCUGAUGCAACAGAGGACGAUGGGCCGCUUCGCGGCGGGUUCAUCGCUAGGGCUAUUCGCACCUUCCUGUCUUCGCCAGCGGUCGACGGGCGGCGCGGCUGGCUCGACGCCUGGGACAGUGUCCCGGAGACGCUCCGCGCCGAUGUCUUCCGGCUUGACCGAGCCAUCGCUGGCCCCCUGCCCGAGCUGGAUGACGCCGAGGCGAUGGAGGGUCUCGGUACGUACCCUUACCGCGUGCCGGACGGGCUGAUGAGAGCGUGGCUGGCCAAGUCUUUCUUCCUCGAACUGGACGAGACUCCCACCGUGACCGCCCAGGGCCUUGUGUGCCGGGGUUCCGUCCUGUGCUGUCGUUCGGACACUGCCACUUUGAUCCGUCAAACCCAGUGCCACUUCCCUGGCGCUCGGUUCAUGUACGGGAACCGUGACCUGGGUGCGGUCAGCAACACUGAUGGAUGCUCCGCCUGUGGCUACUAUCGUAAGCGUGUCAUCCUGCAGGUUACGAGCUUGAGCGAAGACCUGCAGCUUGGCAUCUCCAGCUCGACAGCGUUCCGUGCCUUGGGCGGUUUCCCCACGUCUGUGCAGGCGCUGCUGGACGCUCAACAAGCCGACGCGCCGUUUGGGCGGGCCGAUCAUGGUCGGGACCGAUGGCCGCCGCCCCGGCGUUGCUACUGUAGAAACCUCAAACGGACGGGCACGGAGGGGAUGGAAAGCAAAUCGACCACCAAGCGUCGAAGGCUAUAG
This is a messenger RNA of Aspergillus welwitschiae, 954 nucleotides long. RefSeq lists its product as uncharacterized. Lineage: Eukaryota; Fungi; Ascomycota; Eurotiomycetes; Eurotiales; Aspergillaceae. The transcript has 3 exons. The record is from RefSeq and is a predicted model, not a curated record. Gene Ontology annotation, biological process: arachidonate metabolic process. Bases 1 to 954 code for a protein of 317 amino acids. Gene Ontology annotation, cellular component: membrane.